Messenger RNA from Adineta steineri, 582 nucleotides. The record is from the annotation of a GenBank genome assembly. Lineage: Eukaryota; Metazoa; Rotifera; Eurotatoria; Adinetida; Adinetidae.
AUGGUGAAAACUGGUAAAAUUCAAAGUAUAUCUUAUACACUUGAUGAAUUACGUCCAAUUCGAUCGUCUGUGGAUCAAUGUCGUUCUUAUUUAGUCAGAUUUAUUGAACAAUACAAAUCAAUUGAUUUAUUAAAUCUUGAAACUCGUUUAUUAAGUCGUUGUGUUUAUAAAAACUGGAAUGCCCGUCGUGCUGAACUUGGUAUUCAAGCAAGUCGACGUACUGUGCGUUUACUCGAACAAUUUCUAUUAAAACGAGAACAAAAUCUUGAACAAAUUUUAAUUGAAUUUAAAUCAGAUGAAAUUAAAAUGAGUUUACCAUCACGUGGAACAAUCAAUCAAUUACUUACUAAUCUAGAAGAAUCAUCAUUAUUAUUAACAAAAAUCAAACGUUUAUCAAAAACAACUGUUGAUCGAAUAAGACUUGAAUGUAGUCGAGGAAAUUAUGUUCAUUAUAAUAUAUUAAUCAUGUCACUUUGUUCAAGAAUUCAUUUUUUAGUUGUAGCUCUUGAAAAAACUCACGGAGAUUUUUGUUUCAAUGUUAAAAAUUUAAUUAAAAUAUUUAAGAAAAAAACUAAAGAAUAA